AAACAGCAUCAAUUACUUGCUACAUACGAUACAAUUGAAUGUACGAGGUGCUUCAUCUUGAUAUUCACAUGAUGAAUAACCUUUAUACUGACUCUCCAUAUUUUGGGAAAUUUCACCUUCAUUUGUCUUCUUCCCGGCGCCUCCCUUUUCUCGAAACACCACCACACAGCCUCGACCUCAACAGCAAAAUACCACUUACACAGGUGAUAAAUCAUUUCCUCAACCAAUGGAGCAUAUUGUCAAGAUGGAAAACAACCAUGGAAAAAUGAGACCAUACAAAAGCAUCUAUGAUGAAAUACUUGCCAAAGCAACAAGCUCACAAUACGGCUACACAGAUGAGCAAGUCAAGACUGUCUUGAAGUACAUGUACCAAAGAUAUGCCAGCUGUUUCGGUGACGAUGAAUCGUACUACAAGGCCUGGCUGGUCGAAGACUGGAUCUGGAUAUGCUUAUGUACGUAACAUCUUCAGACGACCUUUUGCCUCGAUACUAAUCUGUUCGCAGUCCCAAAAGAACAUCGACCUCACCUUCUAUCGGACGACACGAAAGAGGAGGCAGAAUGCAAGUUAAAACUGGUCAGAGAAGCUGCAUUUAAGGGUUGUACUGGGAGAGAUUCAGCAUCAGCUUUCUGCAAUCGAUCUUAUGGAGGAGAGACCAAUCCUGUGGCAGCUCAGCAAUUGGAGAGCGAUACCGUUGUUGACACUGAUUCAGAGAUGGAAGCUGAGCCUACCCUUACUUCGAACGAUAGUUUCCAGAGAAAAAGGUCUUUGCCGAUAAAUGAGGGUGCACGCAAAAAGGCUAAGACGGAGAAGAGUGUGUAGAUUGUGGUGAGGGUGGAGGUAUUGUCUUUGAAGCUGAGGGACGACAACUGGGGUGAAGGGCCAUUUUUGCAAUUGCUGCGGAAUUUUAAGAGCAAUCAUAUGCUUUGGGUGUGGCCUCAGACUUUCAAUACAUGGUCGAAGAAAUGAGAGUUUCAUUGAAUACUAAGGGAGAUUGGCACCACGAUGGUGACCAUAAGGGAAGAAAGCUCCCUGGAUUGGCAGGUUGAGACCUGCGGGGCUAUAACAGACGUGGCAAUGUGCCGGCGUCGUGUCUCAGCGUAAGCAGUGCGAUAUGGCUUUGAACACAGAAGAAAGUGUAGAAGAAAGUAAGAUUACCAAAACAAUAUAUAAUCUGUUGCUUACCAAAAAUGUAGAAUGCUAUCAAAGAGAAGUCUUCCGUCAAUGAAGAGUCAGCUUAGCUGAGUUUUUGACUCCCACUUUUUGAAUUUCUGAUUGUCCUCAUUACAAAAAUCUGGAAGUUUGUGAUGAUUCAAAAUUAUAUAUAUUUUCAUGGAAGGGCGAACAAGUCCCGGCUCGCAAGCCAGAGGCCUAGUAGGAUUUGAAUU
Molecule: messenger RNA, 1386 nt
Organism: Sclerotinia trifoliorum
Lineage: Eukaryota; Fungi; Ascomycota; Leotiomycetes; Helotiales; Sclerotiniaceae
Source: the annotation of a GenBank genome assembly